Molecule: messenger RNA, 3996 nt
Organism: Dunckerocampus dactyliophorus (ringed pipefish)
Lineage: Eukaryota; Metazoa; Chordata; Actinopteri; Syngnathiformes; Syngnathidae
Gene: mapk12a
Product: mitogen-activated protein kinase 12a
Exons: 12
Coding region: 182-1267 (361 amino acids)
Biological process (GO): intracellular signal transduction; protein phosphorylation
Cellular component (GO): nucleus; cytoplasm
Molecular function (GO): ATP binding; MAP kinase activity
Source: RefSeq, a predicted model, not a curated record
CGGGAGUGGCUUUGGUCGACACUUGGGUGCGUCCUGCCUGACGCUUGCGCUCACACACGGAGUGCAAUGAUCUUAAGUUAGAGCACGGGAGCUGAAACAAUGGACGUGUAGCUCUCCAUGAGACUGAACAACCAAAGAAGAAUCAACAUUUUAAUUUUCAUGUUUUUAAUCUUAAACAAUCAUGACCAGACGUGUCAGACCGGGUUAUUAUCGGCAGGAAAUCAACAAAACCUUAUGGGAAGUACCGGACAGGUACCGUGAACUGAAGCAGGUGGGGACCGGAGCGUACGGAACAGUGUGCUCAGCCGUGGACUGCAGAACCAGAAGCAAAGUGGCCAUCAAGAAACUCUAUCGGCCUUUCCAGUCGGAGCUGUUUGCCAAACGAGCCUACAGGGAGCUGAGGCUCCUUAAACACAUGAAACAUGAAAAUGUGAUUGGUCUAUUAAAUGUGUUCACUGCAGACCUCUCUUUGGACAAGUUUAAUGAUUUUUAUCUGGUGAUGCCAUUCAUGGGAACAGAUCUGGGCAAGCUGAUGAAGCUGCAGAAGCUGUCUGAAGAAAGAAUUCAGUAUUUAGUCUAUCAGAUUCUCAAAGGGCUAAAGUAUAUUCAUUCUGCUGGUAUCGUUCACAGGGACCUCAAACCAGGAAACCUAGCCAUUAACCCAGACUGUGAGCUCAAGAUCUUGGACUUUGGUUUGGCCCGGCAGGCGGACAGCGAGAUGACAGGGUACGUGGUGACUCGCUGGUACCGAGCCCCAGAGGUCAUCUUGAGCUGGAUGCACUACACCCAGACUGUGGAUAUUUGGUCAGUAGGCUGCAUCAUGGCAGAGAUGCUACAAGGAAAACCGCUUUUUAAAGGCAAUGACCACCUUGAUCAGCUGACUGAGAUCAUGAAGAUCACAGGAACGCCCUCUCAGGAAUUUAUCGCAAAACUAGAAUCGGAGGAUGCCAAAAACUACAUCAAAACUCUUCAGACAGUAGAAAAGAAAGACCUUCAGAAGGUUUUCCCCAAGGCCGCACCACAAGCUGUGUCUGUGCUGGAGCGCAUGCUAUUACUGGAUCCGGAAAGCAGAAUAACAGCGGCAGACGCCCUAUUGCUGCCGUACUUCUCAGAGUUUCGGGAACCUGAGGAGGAGACUGAGGCUCAGCCGUACGAUCACUCACAGGACAACACAGACCAGCCCCUGCAACAGUGGAAACGUCACACCUUCACAGAGAUCUUAACUUUCAAGCCUGUUGUACCAGAAUCCAAGGAAACUUCUCUGUAGGACACAAAACGCCCCACAUCAUCAGGUCGUGGGCGGCAAGGUGCUUUCUUUUUGACUCCCCAGCAGCCAUGGUUUGCCUCAUUCACUCACUUUGGGACUGCAGUUGAAAUGUUUGCAGCUCAUUUGACUGCACAGAACAUGGUACCUCGAUUGCAUGAAGAGUCCAGGAUCACUGUUUGAUAGUUAACUCAAGACCAUCAAAUCACUAUAUUGUGUGCAUUUGUUACAGUGGGAUGCCUGGGAUGUGUGACCAGGUAACAAAAUAAGUACCAGGUAACAAAAUAAGUAAAUACUUAGAAAUUUGUCGUGCUAAUGGAUUCGUUAAAUUUGGGGAUUCCUUUCCUGUAAAUAUUUGCAUUGGUUUUAUAUUACCUUCUUUUUUAACAGGAUGUUUGUGGGAAAUGUAUUUUGACACUUUUAUGGGAGCCUGUUUUCGCCACUGAAUGAAAAAAAACAUAUCCCAAUGUCAUAUGUAUGAGAUAAAAAAGGCAAAAUUUUGAGAUAAAAAGUUUAAAUUAUGAGAUAAAGAGUCAAAAUUCCAAGAUAAAUGUCAUAAUUAUGAGAUAAAAAGUUGAAAUUAUGGCGAUAGAAAGUCAUAAUUACGAGAUAGGAAAGUCAAAAUAAUUCGAUUAAAAGUCAUAAUUAUGAGAUAAAAAGUCAAAAUUAUGAAAACUCAAAAUUAUGACAUAAAAAGUCAUAGUAAUGAGAUGAAAAGUCAUAAUUAUGAGAUAAGAAGUUAUGAUUCUGAGCUAAGAAGCCGAAAUUAUGAGAGUAAAAAGUCAUAAUUCUGAGCUAAAAAGUUGAAAGUAUGAAAUAAAGUAGCAAUUAUGAGAAAAAAGGUCUAAAUUAUGAGAUAAAACCAAAUUAUGAGAUAGGAAGGGCAUAACAAUGAAAUAAAAAGUCAAAAUUACAAGAUAAAAAGUUAUGAGAUAAGAAGUCAAAAUUAUGAUAGACAAACUGCACAUGGCACAAGGCACAUGCGCAGUUUGUAUCCCACCAUUUCAACUUUUUAUGUCAUAAUUGUGACUUUUUAUCUCAUAAUUCUAACUUUUUAUCUCAUAAGUUUGUCUUUUUAUCUCAUAAUUAUGACUUACCAUCGUUUUUUUUUUCCUUUCAGUGGCGAAAACGUUUUUUGAUGUGUCUCGUUCCAUCUUUCAUAAUGACGGGCAAUAUUAAUCCACUUCAAUAUGUGUUUUUUUUUCUAUUGUUUACACUUAUUUGUUAAACUAGCCAGUCAUUCUAUUUACCAAACCUUGUUUUUAAACACUCAUACUCACUUAAUUUUUGGUCUAGCACGCUGAAUCAAUAUUCAGUUUAUUAUGCCACAACAAUACAAAGGCUAACAUGCUAAACAAGGCACAAAGGCAUGUCAAUUAGCAUGUAAGGGCGGGCGGUUUGUUAAUAAAAGAAAUACAACAAUUGUGUGACAGGCUGCAUUGUUUUUCAUGAUGUUUAUUGGACCGUGAACAGAAAUGUGUGGUGGUUUGAUGGCAUUUUUAAUGAACUCCACCACCGACAACAAAAAAUCAGCCCAUAUUUUCAGAAAAAAUACACUUCUACAAUAAAGUUGCACAAAAGUUCAGAGGUUGAGCCGCCAUCAUGUCUUUUGUGCUUUUUUUGUCAUGCCACAACAUGGCAGUUUGGACUUUUGGUUUGGUUUCUGCCAUUAUUUCUGAUCCUGUGCUUUUAUUUUGCGAUGUCUGUUUCCUGUUUGGAUUGAAGGCUUCAUCUUUACAUACCUGUGGCAAAUAAAAAAGUAGGCCAACACUGCAACAGUCCUAAAACAAAGAGAGAAAGUGUGGCAAAGUAUUGUGGAGGGGGUCUGCAAUAAUUUGUGCGUACGCAGUGCACAAAUACACACUCACUGCUCCGCUGAAACCAUCAUAAUUAAAAUCCCAAUAGUUAAUUGUUUGUUGCUUGUUGCAGAGGAACUCUUUAUUGCUUUAUUAGCACGUCAACGUGACGUGCUCAUAGUUUCAACAGUGUGUAUAUGUCCGGUAUAGUAUGUAUGUAGUCUGCGGGAGACUGUAAAUGAUUAAUAAAUGAUCUAAUGAUUGCAACAUCACACAAAGUCCUUUCUCUACAGUGAUUGAAAUUAAUGAUCACAAAUGUUUAAAUCAUGACAUUAGUAGUUGAAUAAUUAUCGGUUUCCAUUUAUGGUGACUGCUGACUGAGAUAAGGAAUGAGAUUGAAGAGAUUCCGGAUCUUAGCCUGGUCUGAAGCAGGCUAAUUCCACAGAAUAAAUCUCCAUGGUAAUUUACAUCAUAACAUAUCCCACUUUCCACUAUGCCCCCCUUAAAUUGAGCCAGGGCAACCAAGUUAUCCCGGAUUAAUCCCUUACCCUAGUUUUGUGCAACGGUCCCUGAUAUUCCAGUAAUCCUUCAUUUAUUGCAGUUAAUUGUUUUCCGGACUGGACUCUGAUAAGUGAAUUUCGGCCAAGCAGGAUUUUUUAUUUAUAAAUGGAAUAUUUUCAUAGUUAGAGCAUAGAAAACCUGUUUAUGACCUUCUAAAUCCAGUUUUUAACAUUAUUAGAGCCCUCUAAACAUGAACUAACACCCCUAUAGUCACCUUUACACUCGUAUUACCCAAUAUAGUAGACAUAAUAAUAGAAAAUAAGCCAUUUAAGACAUAAAUAAGACUAUUGCUCAUGUUUCUGUAAAUGUGUUCUGGUGCUAUGGGAAGCUGAGUGAAGGAUGGACAGGGUUCAGAGCUUAACUAGGCAUGGGUUA